Messenger RNA from Rodentolepis nana, 483 nucleotides. The record is from the annotation of a GenBank genome assembly. NCBI's taxonomy places the organism in Eukaryota, Metazoa, Platyhelminthes, Cestoda, Cyclophyllidea, Hymenolepididae.
AUGGCAUUUCGUUGUCUUUCAGGCUUGAUCAUCUCCACACCAACGGGUAGUACCGCUUAUUCCAUGUCGUCAGGCGCGUCCAUAAUUCAUCCAUCUGUUCCUGCUAUCCUCGUCACACCAAUUAAUGCUCAUUCAUUGAGUUGUAGACCUCUUGUACUUCCCUUCUGUUCCCAGCUGGAAGUCUCGAUUGCGCCGGAUGGUCGAGCCCAGUGUAUUCACCUCUCAAAUGACGGACGUCUUCGACAACAUCACAUCAUCCACAAGACGGAUCGGGUGAUAUUCACUGCUUCGAGCUAUCCUGUUCCAUGCUUUGGCAGCGAAAAUCCGGUUGCCGAUUGGUUUAGCGACUUGGCAAAUUGUCUCAAUUGGAAUGCUCGACAUCGACAGAAUGAGGUUAGGAAUUCCGGACUUAAUUCUGAACGGUUUUAUGAGCCUCAGGUCGGUAAUAAUGACAACAGCUGCAACUCGGAAUCGCAUAAAUGA